UUCAGAGAGAGAGAGACUCAAACUCUGAGUAAGUGAAGCACCUGAUAGAGAAAGAGAUAGAGAGAGGGAGAGAGAGUUUUGAGACCGGCUGAUCGAAAUGGCGAGGCAAGGCGUUUUCUCCAUGCUUGCUAUGGCAUUGCUCCUCGGAGCCUUGGUCUCCAUCCCAAAAGGCGUGGAAUCCAUCGGGGUGUGCUACGGCAUUAGGGGCAGCAACCUACCGUUGCCGAGCACCGUGGUGAGCAUGCUCAAAUCCAACGGGAUCUCCUCCAUGCGCCUGUACGCGCCGGACCACGCCGUGCUGGACGCCCUGCGUGGCACGAACAUCAGCGUCGCCAUUGGGGCACCCAACGACGCGUUGCCUGCCCUGGCCGGCAGCAAGGUCGCGGCCGCCGCGUGGGUCAAGGACAACAUCAACACCCAAGCAUACCCCACGGUCUCCUUCCGCUACGUCGUCGUGGGCAACGAGGUCGCAGGUAACCUCACGGCGCACCUCGUCCCGGCCAUGGAGAACAUGCGCCACGCGCUCGAUGCCGCUGGGCUGGGUCACACCGUGCUGGUCACCACGUCUGUGUCGCAGGAAAUCCUGCACGUGUACAGCCCUCCCUCCGCGGGGAACUUCACCGCCGAGGCUGACUGUUUCAUGAGCCACGUGAUCCCCUUCCUGGCACGCACGGGCGCGCCGCUCAUGGCCAACGUCUACCCAUACCUGGCCUGGGCGUGGAACACGAGCGCCAUGGACGUCAAGUACGCGCUCUUCACCGCGCCCGGCGUCGUCGUCCAGGACGGUGCCUACGGGUACCAGAACCUGUUCGACAUCACGGUGGACGCCUUCUACGCGGCCAUGGACAGGCACAACGGCGGGUCGCUUGUGAGGCUCGUGGUGUCCGAGAGCGGGUGGCCGUCGGCCGGCAACAAGGAGGCGUCGCCGGACAACGCGAGGGUCUACAACCAGCGCCUCAUCGAGCAUGUCGGCGGCGGCACGCCGCGACGCCCGGUUGCCAUUGAGACGUACAUCUUCUCCAUGUUCAACGAGGACCAGAAGGCGACCGGUGUGGAGCAGCACUGGGGCCUCUUCUACCCCAACAUGCAGCACGUUUACCCCAUCAAGUUCUCAUAGCUUUCUUUUUGGAGAGGAGCUUCUGAUAGCUAUAUAGCUGCGAGCCUGGAGGAUGAACCAGCCCACUGGAGCGCAAGACUCGGCCCCACAAGGCUUCGACAACUUCCAGCCCGUGUACGCGGUGCCGAAUGGCGUACCUGAGUCGCUGGCUAUUUGUAGCUUUCCUUUUGCCCAAAUUUUUUUUGUAGCUUUCCCCUACCUUCCUCCUCCUUGGCUUUCUUGUA
Brachypodium distachyon (stiff brome) is the source of this 1341-nucleotide messenger RNA. RefSeq names its product lichenase-2. Gene Ontology annotation, cellular component: plasma membrane. Lineage: Eukaryota; Viridiplantae; Streptophyta; Magnoliopsida; Poales; Poaceae. The transcript has 2 exons. The coding region runs from base 98 to 1117 and encodes 339 amino acids. The record is from RefSeq and is a predicted model, not a curated record. Gene Ontology annotation, molecular function: hydrolase activity, hydrolyzing O-glycosyl compounds. Gene Ontology annotation, biological process: carbohydrate metabolic process.